GGAAAUUAAGCCACGCAAGAUAUUCGGGAUCUGAUGUGUAUCUCCAGACGGUUAUUUCGGGACCGGGAGAUUGAGAUAUAUUUAGAUGCAAGGACGUCCAUCAUAACUGCUGUGCAGUUGUUCGAGCGGGAAGCUCUGGAUUUACUCUUCACUCCGGUUGUAAAGGAACUACUGUCGAAUUUAUUCACUGCUGGACCGUCAUCCAUCAAAGGAUGGAAAGAAAAAUUCUUCUUUGUGGAUGACACCGAGUGGAGCAGGAGGGAUGCCGAAGUGGAACAGUUGUCUGCUUGGAAAGCAAAGAAAACCAAGCAGAACAACUAUAAGUUGAACAAGGAUGAGGUGGAGGAGGUGGAGAAGCUGGUGAGGGAAGAUGGAGACGUAGUGGAUAUCUUGUACCUCACCAGUCCUAAGGCAAUAGAAGCUGUUGAGCUCUAUGGGCCAAGCUCAUUGAGCGAAGCUGAGAUGGACGAAUAUAUCAAUGCUGUUGGAGGGCUGCGCAUCCCCAAGAAGCCAAGGAAGAAGUCAAAGACUUCGACUGCGGCAGACAAAGGGGCGGUAGAGAAAGAGCGCCUGCCCAGCGCUUCUGUUCGAGUGCUGGAGAUACAGCAGAGACCAGAGCCUGCAAGGGGGAAUAGUGAGGAUGUGAGUGAGGAGGUGGCACCACUCCAGAGGAAGAAGAGGAAGGUGGCUGAACCAAAGGUGAGGGGGGAUGAGGUGGCUGAGUUCGUACCUCGCCCCUCUGCUCCUGAAAUCAACCCUGAGGUCAGGGAAAGGGAAGGGGCUGAGGUGCGAGGCCCUGGCAGGGGCAAGGAGCUCAUCCCUCCUCAUUUGUACGAGAAGAGCUUGUUUGAGGCGGCAAACACGACUGGGGCGAAGCACUUCCUCAACUGUAUUCUCCUUGAGGUGGAUAGGAGGCGGGCGAGGGAUGAGGCGGUGAGUCGGCUAGGAGCUACUGUGGUGAGGCAUGCCCUGGAGAGUGUAAGCUGGACAAACGCUCUAGCGCAGGAGUACGCGGAGAGUGUGAGAGAUCGUGCCAGCUUGCAGAGGCAGUGCGAGCAGCUGCAGAAGGAGAGGGAGGAGCUGCAAAUGGAGAAGGAGGAGUGGCAGAAAGAAAGGAAAGAGAUGCAGAGGAGGCUGGAUGAGGUUCUUCCUUCAAUUACCGGACUCCAGAACGACAAUGAUGUCCUGAGCAUGAAACUCGUUCUUGAAGAACACAAGAGGAAGAUCUGCGAAGACAAGCUCGAGGCUCAGGAUAAAUAUAUUGAGAACAUGAAGAAAGGAGCAGCGGAGCUGAAGAAGAAUGUGAACCUGCUAGUUCACAAUGGGAUGGAGGAGCAUAUUGGUAACUUCCUCAACUCCAGCACGUUCAAGAACAUCAUCAACCUCUAUCGGCUGCCUACCGCCAUCGUGGCCUUUACCGACUGUAGAAAGAAGGUGAAGGCUCAGUAUUUGGAGGUGGACGUCAGAACGGUCACUUUUGGGGAGCAAGAAGAAGGGGUGGAGGAAGAUGGUGAGAGCCUCUCUGCUGACUUCCGACCUCAAAUUACUCUAAGGUGGGAGCGUGAUGCAGAGGGGUGCGCCAUUUUUACUCCAGCCUUUGAUGCUGAGUUGGUGGUCGUGGAGGAAGAAGGAGAAGAAGAAGAAGGAGCGCAAGGCACUAGAGUUGAGGAUCAGGCAGCAAUGGCCGAAGUGCAACCUCCCGAAGUGCAUCCAGUCUCCUCUGACGAGGUGCAGCAGCUGGCUCCUCCUAAAGCAGAAGUGCCGCCCCUGCCUACUGGAGAUGAACCACCCCCUCUACCUCUUCCUGCUGAGGAGCAGCCUCCUCCUUCAGCAGAGUAGCUUAGGUCUUCAUAUCUUAUAGUUAUUUUUGUUUUUAUUUUUGUAAAAACAUUUUUGUAAUUGAUUGUUUACAAAUUUAUAAAAUUUUUGAAAUUAU
This is a messenger RNA of Rubroshorea leprosula, 1936 nucleotides long. The record is from the annotation of a GenBank genome assembly. Lineage: Eukaryota; Viridiplantae; Streptophyta; Magnoliopsida; Malvales; Dipterocarpaceae.